Fusarium sp. VM40 is the source of this 1044-nucleotide messenger RNA. The record is from the annotation of a GenBank genome assembly. NCBI's taxonomy places the organism in Eukaryota, Fungi, Ascomycota, Sordariomycetes, Hypocreales, Nectriaceae.
AUGUUUCGUUCCGGUCCCUUGAUUGCGGUUUUCGUCGCUACAAUUUCCAUCCUCAUCAUCAUCUAUUCACCAGCACACAACUACAUCACUCAGAUCCAGCAACUUACAACCAACCUGAUUUUCACAAACAAAACCACAACCAACAUAGAAACACCCCAAAGCCACAUGAACAACGCUGCAAAGAUCAUGUCCAAGUCUCUCCGUCAAGCCAAGAUCACUCCCCACCGCUCCAGCAGCAGGGGACAUGGCGACCACGGCUGGUUGAACACAUACCAUAGUUUCUCUUUUGCCGACUGGUACAACCCGAAAUUCACACACUUUGGCUCUCUCCGUGUUCUCAAUGAGGAUCGUGUAACCGCCAAUUCGGGCUUCCCUACCCACCCUCAUCGGGACUUUGAGAUCUUCAGCUACAUCAUUGGAGGAGAGCUCACUCACCGAGACUCAAUGCUCACCAAGGGCAAGGAGGGAGGGCAGUCCGACAAGUUCUUCCGCAUGAAGCGUGGCGAUGUUCAGUUCACUACUGGCGGCACUGGCAUUGCUCACUCUGAAUUCAACGAGCACAAGUCCGAUACUGUUCACUUUCUCCAGAUCUGGGCCAUCCCCUGGAAGCGUGGACUUCAACCAAAGUACCAUACCCGAAGUUAUAGCGAUGAGUCCAAGAGACUGGGUUUUGUCAAGAUCCUGAGUCCUCUCAAGGGAGGCGAAGAGGCUACCGCCCAGCAAGAGAAGGACGCCGAGCCUGUCAUUCCUGACACCAUCCCUAUCCAUGCCGACUUUGUCAUGGCCGCUGGUAUCAUUGAGCCAACCAAGAAGUUUGAAUGGACCGUUGGAGGAGGUGGUACUGAGGAAACCAAGAGAAAGGUCUACGUGCACGUACCUAUGACCAAGGGAGGAAAGGCCAAGAUCCGCCUGGAUGGCCGGGAGGAUGCCGAGCUUUUCGAGGGUGAUGGCGCCUUUGUUGAGGGUGUCAACGCUGGUGACAAGCUUGCCUUUGAAAGCAUUGGCGAGGUCGAGGCGGAGGUUGUCGUUUUGGAUACUGCUUAA